UAUUGUUCAAGUUUUAAUCUUCCAAUCUUUCAAUAACACAUAAUUCUCAAAAUGUAAUUUCAAAUUUCCCGUCAACUUUUAACAUUUUUUAUCUCAAAAACAUGACCAGCUACAGGAUGACUGACUGUCAUAAAACUCAACCACCGGGCUUACCAUGUUUUCUGGGGGAUACCCUGCAAGCACAAUGCAUGCUAAUAUUUAUUUAUCACAUACCAGAAAAAACAGCUACCUUCUGUUUAUUCAUAGUCAUGGUUGUAUUUUCUGUCUUUGUUUUAGGUUCAAUGUCAAGAAGAGAGAGAACACAUAUCUCGGAGGAAGCGAAGGUCUUCCUCCAGAAAGCCUAUAAAGAAGGGAUGACCAGGGUGGGAUCUCCACUGGUUGGAGCGGCAUCCCAGGCCACUGGCUUGCCACCGUUUGUCAUUGAUAACUGGAUUGGAAACUAUAGAAGAAAAAAGCCAUCUUCUUCUCAACCUAAAAACAAAAAGUUAUACACCAAGGACCUGUCUGGUUACAACCUGUUCUGCAGGGAUCAGUUAAAGAACAAAGGAAGCCUGAAAGAUAUUACACAGAAAUGGUCCACUUUGGCAGAAGAGCAGAAGAGGCAAUAUGCGGAGGAGGCAGCAGCUCUAAAAGUUCAGCACACGUCAGAUGACAUGAGCCCAGAUAUGCGAUGCCUGAAAUUGAAGAAGCACCUAAAGCAGAUGAAAAUAGAGGUUGCCAGUCUUGAGAAGCUUGGUGUAGAGACUGGUGUAAUGAUGUAUGACCAUCAAAAGCCUUUCUUAGAAGUCCUACAAGUGAGCAGCAAAGGUGCUUCUUCGUUCUUCGACAGUACCGACGUACUGGACAACUUUGCACUGCAUUUCAAAGGAAAAUCAUCAUCUACUUCUGCUGCAAAAGAACCAGUUGAUUCAAUGGUUAAGAAAGUGCAGGAGCUCUUCAACAGGAAAUACAAUGAAGCGGGGGGCAGAGGAAGGCUCCCGUACAUCUCCAUUCAAAAUGAAAGCAUAAUUAUCAACGCUUCUGGUCUACCUGAUGGCAUCACUCUCAAAAAACCAUGCCACUAUGGACGUAAACAAUUAGAAGUCAUUUUAAAUAAUGCGGCUAACAUUUCCUUUAAAAUUAGUAAGUCAUUCACACUACUAAUUUCAAUUUUCUCUUCAGAUGAAAAGACUGUUGAAGAAUCAGUUGUAACAUCUGACACUGGAGUGGUGAUAACUGCAAAUGACCCCGGGAGGAAAAUUAGGACACCAACUGUGGAAGACAUUUUGAAUGCAAUGUGUGCAAAUGAUGAGCGGAGCGUAACAGAGCCUAUGGGUUUGACGGAAGUGCUGUCAAGAGAACCGACUACAGAUGAUACUACGGACGUUUGCAACAUCUGCCACUGUCUGUUCAGUGAUGGGGAAAAAAAUGCCAAGAAGAAGUGGCGUGAGUGGCGACGUUGCAACACAUGUGAGCAGUGGUCACACCUGGCAUGUGGAUUCAAGAAAAACUUGUGUCGUCAUUGUCAGACUCCCAGAAGUUGAGCCUUGUUAUGUCUUUCAGAGCGAAGGUGAAACAUUAACAUGUUUAACGUUGAAAAAUUGUCUGCACUGGGACUGCAAAAAAGACACUUCUAAUUUGGUCACAGUUGUGACAUCUGACAGCUGUCAAUGUUAGCAUUUCCUGUAGUUUUUUCUUAAACAAUUGAUAAAUGUACAAUGCAUCAAUAAAAGCUUUUGUAUUGAAAAGAUA
Molecule: messenger RNA, 1731 nt
Organism: Xiphophorus hellerii (green swordtail)
Lineage: Eukaryota; Metazoa; Chordata; Actinopteri; Cyprinodontiformes; Poeciliidae
Exons: 11
Coding region: 102-1523 (473 amino acids)
Cellular component (GO): nucleus
Molecular function (GO): DNA-binding transcription factor activity
Source: RefSeq, a predicted model, not a curated record